AUGCGCAGGAAGAGCAGGGGUCCGUGGAUUUCGCCAACAUUUGACCACGUGAACCCACUACAGGGCCCUCGAGAGUCGUGGCUGGGAUCCCGGCAAGAGAAGUUGCAUCAGCUCCGCGGCGUUGCAACUGCCCUGGGUGGCUCAGGCCCAGAGAACGGCCAUCCAGACCUAGAUGUCCUCUGUCCGCGCGGGCAUCUGCCGGUAUCCGCACAGCCCCAUCUAGCCUUUGGUCAGGAGUCCAGGCCUGAAGCCACAAAGACUUCCGGUGCCCCUGUCCUUGUGGCGUGCUCUCCUACAAGGACACGGGUGGUGCAGGUGUGUGUGCCUCCUCCCACUCGCCGGCGCACACCCCCUCCGGGCUCUGGGUGCUUCCAAUUGACUCAGGGUCCAGGGAAGAGUAGCGUUGGGGACAGAGCCGGAGCGGGGGUCACACAACCAGCUUUAGGAGGCCUGCCUUACUGCCAGCUUCAAGGGAGCCCGGCGGCCCUGAGGCCGGAGAACCACCGGAUUCACCGCCCACUGCCCGCCAGUGAGGAAGGGAGAGUCACCCGGCUGUGCUGGCUGGGGAGGAGAUCGGGGGUCCAGCUGUCCUUGCACGGAUUUCCGGCCAGUCCUGCGGCGUGCAGCCCCGGCCCGCAGGCCUGCCUCCGCUGACACCACCUCGUCCUGCGGCCCGAAGGCUAGAUCGUAACAACACUAGCUAAAAGUUCUGCUGCGUGCCACCAAUUCCGGAUAACGUCAGUGAUAAAAUACCGCUCCAGAUACCUCUUGACUUCAGCCCACGUGGGUAGACUUCGCAUCGGCACACUGAUGGAGACCUGUCUUUGGACACGCGCUGCAUGCGUGCAAAUCAGCUACAACUUUGUUUCUAGGGGGAGCUCCUAAACGUUGGGUGCGCCGUGUUUCCAGCCCCGAUGGGAUUUUGUUGUCCUGUGU
This is a messenger RNA of Leopardus geoffroyi (Geoffroy's cat), 936 nucleotides long. RefSeq lists its product as uncharacterized. Lineage: Eukaryota; Metazoa; Chordata; Mammalia; Carnivora; Felidae. The transcript is spliced from 3 exons. The coding region runs from base 1 to 654 and encodes 217 amino acids. The record is from RefSeq and is a predicted model, not a curated record.